Molecule: messenger RNA, 1180 nt
Organism: Anoplopoma fimbria (sablefish)
Lineage: Eukaryota; Metazoa; Chordata; Actinopteri; Perciformes; Anoplopomatidae
Product: vascular endothelial growth factor A-like
Exons: 7
Coding region: 126-638 (170 amino acids)
Biological process (GO): positive regulation of endothelial cell proliferation; response to hypoxia; positive regulation of protein phosphorylation
Cellular component (GO): membrane
Molecular function (GO): chemoattractant activity; growth factor activity; vascular endothelial growth factor receptor binding
Source: RefSeq, a predicted model, not a curated record
CUUUUAAUAAUCAGCAUCCCAGCUGCUUCUGCACGGUGGGACAACACGCCACUCAAAAGAGCCUCAGUCUAUUCCAUUCGCUUUUAUUUUGCACAGACGAAAGGAGGGGACUGGUCUGUGGCACCAUGCAAAGCUUCAUCGGGAUCCCGCACCUCUUAUCGGUCCUUCUGCUGCAGCUGGUACCUGCACAGAUUUCACACCCUCCAGAAGAUGGUCACUCAAGAGUGAUGACGUUCAAUGAGGUGUUGGCAAAGAGCAUGUGUCGGCCCAUGGAGCAGCUGGUGGACGUGGAGCAGGAGUACCCCGGAGAGGUGGAGUACAUCUACAUGCCCGCCUGUGUCCCACUUUGGCGCUGCUCUGGUUGCUGCAUGGAUGAGAACCUGGAAUGCCAAGCGUCCCUUAAAAGCAACAUCACCCUGGAGGUGAUGAGGAUCCAUCCCAUGAUAUCUAUGCACCAUGUUUUACUCACAUUUGUGGAGCAUCAGAGGUGUGAAUGCAGACUCCGUCAGAAGCAGCUGAACGAUAAAAGCAGCAGCGGAGAGUCUAUCAAGAACAGACCUCGGAGGAGGAGACGCAAGAAGACAGCAAACGGCUGCAGCAAGUGCCAGUUCCCUCAGAAAAAGAUCAAUCUUCACUGAUUCACAGUCAAUAGUUUAAUUUGGAGGAGGGACUCUGGAGUGGCGAACAACAGCUCGUCUGUGAAUCGAUCAUAUCUCCCACUAUUCAUCUUCUGCCUGUAUAUCUUUCCUCAUCCAAUCAAACAUAAGACGAUCCCUCUUCUUCAUGACAUUCUUUUUUCCUUUUUUGAUUAUUUAUCCAAUCAAACCACCAUAUCUGAAAACACCUCCGGCUCUAACUGCUUUUUUUAACGGACCAAAAUCGCUCUCAGUUUUACAUUUAUUUGUUUUAUUUUUAAAUCUAGUUGCCUUUGUUGGAGGCUUCAAAAACAGACAUAUGAUACAACAGAUUCAGAAUAGACCGGAGAUAAUGGGUGUAAUGCUGUAAGCUUAUCAGUUGCCAGGGGGAAGGAUUAAGACGUGUUCACUGAACAGAAACCUUCUCCAUGACUUCAUCUUCAUUGUGACUUUUUGCAGUGUGACUCCUGGUAAUUAUGUAUGAUACUCUCUGUAAAGUGUUAUCUACUGAUUUAUUGGUUCAUUAAAAUAAUUACAGUCCAAAU